GUCCAGCCCCCGGCCGGCCUUAUUCUUACUUCGGCUCCAAUCAAGGCGACGAUCGUUUCUGGAGCUUCCCAGGAGGGGCCCCUUGUUUACGGGACGGGGUCCAAGCUCAGCUCUUUCCUGCCGGAGAGAGAGCCAGCUUCAGAGCCGGAUGGAGGAUUGAGACUCUUCCCAGACUGCGCCUCACUGAAUCCUCCUUCACUGAGAAGCUGGUUUGUACGGCUCUGGAAAUCUGCUGUGAUGCUGGUGUGAGCAGUGGGAAACCGGUGUGAGCGGUGGGAUACCGGUGUUAGCCAGGGGAUAUUGGUGUUAGCAGUGGGAUAUUGGUGAUCAAGCAGGAUUCUGCUAUGGCCACCACCGUGACAGCCGGCUCAGCCGGCCCCAUCACCAUCGUCAAUAGGUUCAUCACCCAGCCCCACAUGGCCAGUGCUGCCAUCCCGGCCAAACUGCAGCCCCUGGAGAAGUUCCACAAGGGGGAGCCGCUGGCCCUCGGGAUCACCCAGAUCCUAGUUGGAGCUGUGCAGUUUGCUGUCGGGAUGGUGAUGGCUAUGGUCAACUCCUAUUUUUGGAUAUUGGCGUUGAGUGUGCACGUCCCGAUAUGGAGUGGGUUGCUGUACAUCAUCUCGGGGGCCCUCUCAGUGGCGGCUGCAAAGAAUCCCAAGAUACAACUGGUGAAAGGCAGCCUGGGAAUGAACAUCAUCAGCUCGGUGCUGGCCGGAUGUGCCAUGAUCCUGUACCUGGUCAGCUUGAUGGAAUCCAGGUAUCAGUACAGGUGUAACUGGUACCCGGAGGAAUGCAUGGCUUAUAAGGUAACCAUGGCCUGCAUCACGGUUCUGUCCCUGUUCACCUUCCUGGAAUUCGUUGUCUCCAUCUCCACUGCAGCCUUUGGGUGCAAAGCCGUCUGCCGGAACAGCUACAGCGAAGUGUCUGUGGUCAUUUACCAGAACAUGGUGCCUCCAGGUGAUCCAACUACUGCCACCAACACCCACACUGACGCUGUUGCCUGCACUCCUCCCCCUUACACGGACAUCGCCACCCCAUGAGCUGCUCCCUAGGGCAGCUACUGCUUGGAUCACCAGCUCCCUACAUACCGUGGAGACCCAAGCAGCAGAGUGGGAACUGGUCAUAGCACCUCACUCCCGACACUGAGCCUGCUGACCCCCAUGCACUGAUCACACUGCCCAUGGUGAGAGAGAUGCCUGACCCACAGCAUCACACAAUCGAUCUGCCGGUCUCCUGGCCCUUUCCGUUCCAUCCCUGUGGAUGGGAUUUCAGCCCCAGGUCCCACACUCUAUAACAUGUCCAGGCUGUCUCCAAUAAAACCUUUUUCUCUAAUCA
Molecule: messenger RNA, 1335 nt
Organism: Trachemys scripta elegans
Lineage: Eukaryota; Metazoa; Chordata; Testudines; Emydidae
Product: membrane-spanning 4-domains subfamily A member 4D-like
Exons: 8
Coding region: 345-1040 (231 amino acids)
Cellular component (GO): membrane
Source: RefSeq, a predicted model, not a curated record